Punica granatum (pomegranate) is the source of this 1977-nucleotide messenger RNA. NCBI's taxonomy places the organism in Eukaryota, Viridiplantae, Streptophyta, Magnoliopsida, Myrtales, Lythraceae. The record is from RefSeq and is a predicted model, not a curated record.
CUUCCGCCAUUAUUUGUUGAAUAUAAAAGGCACAGACGCGGAAUCAAAUUAAUAUCGCAACAGACCAAAAUCUGCGGUAUCGCCUCCUUCCUCCUCCAUACUGUGCCGCCGCCUCCCUCCCUCCCCCGAGGUGAUCCGCGUCCGUCCUCAGCUCACAGUACCGCUUACUCUUGCGAAAUGUCGGACAGCCAUGACACCGAUCGGAACAUCGAGAUAUGGAAGAUCAAGAAGCUGAUCAAGGCCCUCGAAGCUGCCCGAGGGAAUGGGACUAGCAUGAUCUCACUCAUAAUGCCUCCUCGGGACCAGAUAUCCCGUGUCACAAAGAUGCUUGGGGAUGAGUACGGAACAGCUUCGAACAUAAAGAGUCGGGUGAAUCGGCAGUCCGUGCUCGGAGCCAUAACUUCCGCCCAGCAAAGGCUAAAGCUUUACAGCAAGGUUCCUCCUAACGGGCUCGUACUCUAUACUGGAACUAUUGUGACCGAGGAUGGGAAAGAGAAGAAGGUGACCAUUGAUUUUGAGCCCUUUAGGCCCAUCAAUGCGUCGCUGUAUCUGUGUGACAACAAGUUCCACACCGAGGCCCUGAAUGAAUUGCUGGAGUCAGAUGAUAAGUUUGGGUUUAUUGUAAUGGAUGGGAAUGGUACGCUCUUCGGCACUCUGAGUGGCAACACCCGAGAAGUGCUUCACAAGUUCAGUGUGGACCUCCCAAAGAAACACGGCAGAGGAGGACAGUCAGCCCUUCGAUUUGCCCGUCUGCGAAUGGAAAAACGUCACAAUUAUGUCCGUAAAACGGCUGAGCUGGCAACCCAAUUCUUCAUCAAUCCUUCAACGAGCCAGCCUAAUGUGUCGGGUCUGAUCCUGGCAGGGUCUGCAGACUUCAAGACUGAGCUGAGUCAGUCAGACAUGUUCGAUCCCCGUCUGCAGGCAAAGAUUCUUAACGUUGUUGAUGUGUCUUAUGGAGGGGAAAACGGAUUCAAUCAGGCGAUUGAGCUGUCUGCAGAGAUCUUGGCCAAUGUGAAGUUCAUUCAGGAGAAAAAGUUGAUUGGGAAGUACUUUGAGGAGAUAAGUCAAGAUACAGGAAAAUACGUUUUUGGGGUGGAUGAUACACUCAAAGUUCUUGAGAUGGGUGCGAUUGAGAUACUCAUUGUGUGGGAAAACCUCGACAUGAACCGUUACACCUUGAAGAACACCUCCACAGGCGAGGUUCUUGUCAAACACCUAAACAGGGAGCAGGAGCUCGACCAGAACAAUUUUAGGGAUCCAGCCACAUCCGCGGAACUCGAGGUUCAGGAGAAAGUGUCCUUGUUGGAGUGGUUUGCGAAUGAGUAUAAAAGGUUCGGGUGCACACUCGAGUUUGUGACAAAUAAAUCUCAGGAAGGGUCACAGUUCUGCAGAGGGUUCGGUGGUAUUGGGGGUAUCCUCCGUUACCAACUCGACGUGAGAUCCUUCGAUGAUUACUCAGAUGAUGGGGAGUUUUAUGAUGAUUCUGAAUAGCAAUCAAUACACUCUUCCCUAAGACUGGUGCAGGAUACCAGGGCAGAUUCGCCUGCACCAGUGAGCGCGCGGGCUGUCGCGCGAAAUUAUGCUGCUGCUCCGUGUGGGUCCAACUAGUCCCGCAUUGUCGAACUGAAGGUACCACCUACAGCUGCACAUGUGGAGGAACUGCCUACUGAAGAUAGAGGUGAUGGAGUUUCUUGCUAUCAAUUUGGGUUUGGAGUCGGUGAAAUCUCUUGCUGAUAUCUGCUUCAUGGAAUGGAACGGAACCAAUAUGGUAUUGUUUAGCGUUGAACUUCUGGUAUGCUUCAAGAAUAAGGUUUUAUACCAGCUUGUUAUGGGUGAAACUCUCCGUUCAUGGGUGGAACUCUUGUUUUACUUUUCGUCAGUACUGUUAAGACUGUACUAUCGGUGUGGCUGGAUCUGGGUUAUAUAAGGACCUCUUAUGUUUUUAUUCUGUGUAUGAAGUUUCCUAUUUUUGGUAUA